Trachymyrmex cornetzi is the source of this 799-nucleotide messenger RNA. Its product is annotated as venom allergen 3. Lineage: Eukaryota; Metazoa; Arthropoda; Insecta; Hymenoptera; Formicidae. Bases 58 to 744 code for a protein of 228 amino acids. Gene Ontology annotation, cellular component: extracellular region. The record is from RefSeq and is a predicted model, not a curated record. The transcript is spliced from 5 exons.
GAAAGGUAUCAAUAAAGUUGCGCCUUUAUCAAGAAAAUUCCGAAUUAAGAAAGAAUAAUGGCAGGAAUCUACAAUUUUCUGUAUAUACUCGUAAUCACGAUGUUUACUAUCGUAACCGCAGCAGAUUACUGCAACAUGAAAUCAUGUAGCAAGAAAGGAGAUCAUACUAUGUGCAAAUACUCCUCGUCAAAACCAGCAAAAGAAUGCGGACAAACAAGUCGUACUGGCCUUACUGAUAAAGAGAAGAAGGAAAUAGUAGAUAAACACAAUGAACUGAGACAGAAAGUUGCAUCGGGUGCAGAAAAGAGAGGAAACCCAGGUCCGCAACCAAAGGCAGUUAGCAUGUCAAACGUGACUUGGGAUAAAGAACUGGAGGAGAUUUGCCAAAGAUGGGUUAAUCAAUGCAUAUCCGGACAUGACAAGUGUAGAGGUGUAGAUAGAUUUACAGUUGGUCAGAACAUGGCCCGGGUAUACUCUAAGGGAAAUAUUACAGCCAAUAUGACACAGAUGAUCUUAUCAUGGUACAAUGAAGUAAAUGAUUUUAAUAAUACUAAAGUUGAGAAGUAUGAAUUUGACUCAAAAAUAGGCCACUAUAGUCAACUGAUCUGGAAUGAUACAUCAAAAAUUGGUUGUGGAAUAAUAGAAUAUAAGGACUCAGCGGGCUGGAAUAAUAUAAAGCUAGGUUGCAAUUACGGUUCACAUGGAAAUGUGAUCGGUCAGAAAAUAUAUAAAAUUAAAAAAUAAAUCCAAUUGACGGAUUAAAGAUGUAAUAAAAGAUAGCGAUAUAUGAAAGAAAAUA